Xylona heveae TC161 is the source of this 1003-nucleotide messenger RNA. RefSeq lists its product as hypothetical. The transcript has 2 exons. The record is from RefSeq and is a predicted model, not a curated record. Lineage: Eukaryota; Fungi; Ascomycota; Xylonomycetes; Xylonales; Xylonaceae. The coding region runs from base 54 to 677 and encodes 207 amino acids.
CUUACACUCUUACUCAUUACCAUGAUCCCAUGAUCCCAUGAUCCCAUGAUACCAUGGACUUCAUGGCCCACAAGCUUUACAUCCCCCCGUGCAUCGAUACUCCAGCCCACUCUCUCCAUCUACCGCCGCUGGGUCGGCCUCUGAGGAUCCAGAUCGAAGGGCCCCUGACGUGCAUCGAGAAGCUGUUCCCAGAUGUAUCGUGGCAGCUUGAACAUAUACCUCCUCGGCCUUUUCCGCAGCCGGCUGGCUUGCGUCUUGCAAGGCUGACGUGCCGAGAACUAUACGGGCGAGAAGCGCAUCCCGAGGAUCCCGAGGUCGUUGGCAAUAUUGUGCUGAGGGAUGAAUACUUGGGCUGGCUGCAGCCAGUGUCCUUGAGCAAAAUCGACUACUACGGCGUCACAUUCGAUUACCUUGUCCCUGCGGACGAUCCUGAUCCAGACGUGCUGCAGAUCAACAUGAUUGAGAUUGAGUACGACGGAGGCGCGUAUGCAAACGAGACGCUGAGAUGGGGGCCGAUUGAUGCAGCAGAAUAUAUAGCGAACAAGCUUGUUCUUGCCGUGCCAAGAUGCUGCCAGAAACGAAAAGGAACACAGGAUCGUUCCAGGGUGAAUGAUUCUGUUGCUUGGAGGGGGGCCCGGGAAAUAAUGGAUGACGAUGUUACUCGGAGGAACGAAUGAUCGAAUGAUCGAAUGAUCGAAUGAUCGAAUGAUCGAAAGAAAGAGAGAAAGAAAGAGAGAAAGAAAGAAAGAAAGAAAAGGAGAGUGGUGAGUCAAUGUUUAGUCCUUUGGUACAUUGUGCAUUGCGCAUUGUGCAUCAUGCACUGUGCAGCCAUGCUCCAAAAGCACCGGGGGCGCCUGAUCUUGUCAAAGUGUUCAAUUCUGAAAGGGAUAACUUAUAAGCUGUCCAUAUAUGUAAAGGAUUUUCACCACUGGUCUGCGUGUUACCAAGAGCAACAACUAAUUUAUUUUUUUAAAAAAACAAAACAAAACAAAAUAAUAGAACA